AUGGGUGUCGCCUCCGACAAGUGUGAGACCCGCCCGGCUCACAUCGAUGCCAUCCUCAACGGCCUUGACCGCUACAAUCCCGAGACCACCACCGUGUUCCAGGACUACGUCGCGCAGCAGUGCGAGGACCGGACAUUCGACUGCUACGCCAACCUGGCCCUGUUGAAGCUCUACCAAUUCAAUCCCCACCUGCUCCAACCCGACACAGUGACCAACAUCCUCUCCAAAGCCCUAACCGUGUUCCCCUCCCCGGCCUUCUCGCUCUGCCUCGCCCUCCUCCCACCAAGCACGCAGCCCUUCCCCUCAACCACCGAAGCCCAAGCCGCCUCGCAGACGUCCGACUUCGUGGAAUCCGUUCAGAAGCUCGCCCGCCUGUCCACCCUCCUCGAGUCCGCCCAGUACGCCCAGUUCUGGGCCACCCUCAACUCGGAUGACCUGUACGCGGACCUGACGGCCGACGUGGCCGGUUUCGAGGAGCUGGUCCGUAUUCGCAUUGCCGUCGAGGUUGGCAAGACCUUCCGGGAGAUCAAUGUCGAAAUCCUGGAGCAGUGGCUUGAUGUUCGCUCCCGAGAGGCGCUGCAGAAGUUCGUGGCGGAUGUUUGUGGGUGGAAGGUUGAUGGUGCUGUUGUCCAUGUGCCGACUAAUAAGGAAAAUGAGGCUCGCAGUGAGGUUAAGAGUGAGCGUGUUGGAGUUGAAAUGUUUGGGCGUGUUAUUCGCCGGGGGUUUGAGCAGCCGGCUUGA
Molecule: messenger RNA, 741 nt
Organism: Penicillium lagena
Lineage: Eukaryota; Fungi; Ascomycota; Eurotiomycetes; Eurotiales; Aspergillaceae
Product: CSN8/PSMD8/EIF3K family protein
Exons: 2
Coding region: 1-741 (246 amino acids)
Biological process (GO): regulation of translational initiation
Cellular component (GO): eukaryotic translation initiation factor 3 complex; cytoplasm
Molecular function (GO): ribosome binding; translation initiation factor activity
Source: RefSeq, a predicted model, not a curated record